AUGGAAUCCUCAAAAACGAAGAUAGAUGUGCACGCCCACUACCUCCCAGACUUUUAUGCGCAAGCGCUCAGAGACGCUGGGCAUUUACCUGGGCCCGAUGGCAUGCCCGGGAUUCCCGAAUGGACGCCCGAGGCACAUCUGAAGUUCAUGGAAGCGCAAAAUAUCGAGAAAUCGUACUUGUCCAUCUCCAGCCCGGGGGUAUACCUUUCCGUACCAUCAAAGUCCGCGACAGAGAAAGCCAUCAAACUCGCACGACGAGUCAACGAGUAUGCUUCCGAAGUAAAAGCCAAGUACUCCGACAAGUUUGGUUUCUUUGCAUCCCUGCCCCUCCCAGAUGUGAGCGCAUCCGUGGAAGAAAUUGAACACUGCUUCACCCAACUGGACCCGAAACCUGACGGCAUCGUGCUCAUGUCCAACUUCUACGGGAUGUACCUCGGCGACCCGGACCUUGAUCCAGUCUACAAGGCUCUGAACGAGGUGAAUGCCACAAUCUUUGAACAUCCUACCGCACCUUGCACCCAGCAUAACCAUUUGAGAUUCUCCAUCGACGGAGAAGAUCCCGGGAUCGCGCCGCCUGAAUGGCUUAGCCUGAAUAGGCCGGUAGCAGGACGGCAAGAACGAGCGCCGACCAUUGACUUCCCUUUCGACACGGCUCGCGCAUUUGCAGACUUAUUCUACUCCAAGAUUCCGACGCGGUUCCCUUGCAUCAAGUGGAUUAUGCCUCAUGCCGGCGGCGGUCUCGUUCCCACUCUAGAUCGGAUCGUCAGUUAUAGCAUGCCCGAUGCCAAUCUCACGGAGUCGUUCAUGAAAGCUAAACUAGCAGAAAACUUCUACUUUGAUCUCGCUGGACCUUGGCCGGUCACCUGGGCGAUUCCUCCUCUGCUCCGGUGGGUGAGCUAUGAGAAGCUUUUGUGGGGAACGGAUACGCCUUUCACGCCUUGGACCAUGGCUGAGACUGGGAGAAUCAAGUUUGAUCAAGAUGUGGAGGAGUCUCUCAACGACACGAGUAAGGUCGAAGCUGUGAGAAGGGGUAAUGCUGCGAAACUCUUCGGAUGA
Messenger RNA from Colletotrichum acutatum, 1056 nucleotides. RefSeq names its product amidohydrolase. Gene Ontology annotation, cellular component: cytosol; cytoplasm. The record is from RefSeq and is a predicted model, not a curated record. Lineage: Eukaryota; Fungi; Ascomycota; Sordariomycetes; Glomerellales; Glomerellaceae. Gene Ontology annotation, biological process: secondary metabolic process. The coding region runs from base 1 to 1056 and encodes 351 amino acids. Gene Ontology annotation, molecular function: carboxy-lyase activity; hydrolase activity. The transcript is spliced from 2 exons.